Molecule: messenger RNA, 2921 nt
Organism: Lepisosteus oculatus (spotted gar)
Lineage: Eukaryota; Metazoa; Chordata; Actinopteri; Semionotiformes; Lepisosteidae
Product: putative methyltransferase NSUN7
Molecular function (GO): methyltransferase activity
Source: RefSeq, a predicted model, not a curated record
CUGGAAGCUCGACGGUACCAAUAGGCAAAAACGGGGGGGGGGGCUUCCAAAACUAUUGAACUGCUUCAGCCUACAAAAUAACUGUGGACCCUCUUCUAGGGCUAGCAGGUAUAACUUCAGAAAUCAAAACUUAAUCCAGUACCCGGACUCAGUGAACGGCUUCUGUCACGCGAGCAUGCGUGGCCCGACAUCGUGGCGUUGUUCCUACCCCAGGGCGCAGUGGAGCAGUCUGUAUUUGAAUAAUACCGUGUCCAGCGCGGCGAAGGGAGCGGGGCGGGGCUGGUUGUCCCUUCCCUCCGGCACCUGCGAGAGGAGCAGCGGCUCGGCCGUGAUUUAUUUCAGCGCCUAGCGGAGCCUCCGCUCAGCGCGAUGAGAAGUGCUGCUACUGACACUUGAAGCACCCGAGUUGCGUCAACUUCUCAGAUCUUUUUGAAGAUACGCGUCUGGUUGAAAACGGCUGUGACCGAGAUCGGAGAGCAACAUGGAGCCCCGGUCUCAGAGUCCUGAGAUCGGAGCGGAGAUCUCCAGCUUCGGAGACCUGUCCAUUUCUCACAAGGUGGAUCCUUCCAAGAAGAGCCCCGCGGUUUCAGCUGAAAGCGGUGGCUACCCGGACUACGUCUACGUCCACGCCGCGGCCAUCUUCUUCACCAUCCACGUGGAGAAACCCGUUGACCGAAGGCUGGUGAGGUACGGCGACCAGAUCAGCUUCUCGGUGCCUGAAGCGAAGAAUGAAAUCGCUCAGCAUUAUGCUCAUGAGCUGGCCUUCAACGCGCUGAAAUAUCAGGACUUACUUGAAGACAUAAUGAUUGACAGCUGCUUUUACCUGUCUCAAUCAAUUCCUGACGACCUGACCAGCCUGGUGGUGGUCAUGCUGUACGACUUCCAGGAUCGCAAAUUCCUGCCGCGAGCAUGCCCCGAGGAAGAGGAGAUUGAGGAAGUGAGAGACGUGGAAAAGUGUCUUCUGAGAUACAGGACUAAACUUGCUGCUGCCCUGGCUCGAUGUCGAAUUAAACACAAUCUUCUGACCAUUGACUACAUUCUACCAGAGUCUGUGCGAAAAAAGCAAGAGAGAGCCAGCACUCUCCCCCUGUAUGCCUGGGUAAACACAAUGAAAACCAGCCUUGAAGAUGUGUGCUGCACCUUGGAGAAAGAGGGAUUUUCUGAGGUGAAAUCAAUCUCCCAGCUCGGAGGAUUAACUUUCUGCCUGGACCCUCACUGUCAGGAUUUGUUAGUUUUUCCUCCACACCUCAAAGCUGACCUUUACAGGACAAAGCUCUUAACGGAGUACAAGCUCAUUAUUCAGGAUAAGUCCCGCAGUCUGGCUGCUCACUCUGUGAAGGCCUUGCUGACCGACGACGACGAUGUCAUCAUGGCGAACCUGACCUCUGGCUACACCAUUGCCCACAUGGCAGCUCUGAGCACGCUGAGCACGGGCAGAGUGUGGGUGUGUGGAGUGAGCCAGGCCAGAGAAGAGCUGCAGGAGAUCCUCUCACACAUGGAGUGCAAGAAUGUAAAGCUUCUCCCUGAGAGUUUUACAGAUAUCGAGCCCACAGACCCACGGCUACAGAAGGCUAAAGUCAUCCUGGUGAUGCCUCAGUGCUCAGCGACAGGUGUUAGCAACCCAGUGGAGUUCAUCUUGAAUGACAGCGGAGAUGCUGGACUGCUGCAGGACCUGUGUCAGGGGUCCAUAUCUGAAGAUAAGCUGAACACCCUGGUCAGGCAGCAGCUUCAGGACCUCAUACACGCUGUGAAGUUUCCUAAGGCGCAGGCCGUGGUGUACUGCACGUGCUCGGUGCACCCGGAGGAGAACGAGGGGGUGGUGAGGAAAGCCCUGCUGUUCAAACCAGAGGGCACCAAGGCGCAGCCUUACAGACUUAGCCCUCCCGUCCUGCCUCUGUGCUGCAUGUCAGAGGUCGACAACGCCAGAGAAAACUACUUCAGGCUGGGGCCAUGCGAGAGGGCCAAUGGCUGUUUCAUCGCCGUGCUGACGAGAGAGGACAGCUCACAGACGGUCACUGUCAAGGACGUAUUGGCUCGGGCUGCAGCGAAAGGACUGCUGGAAGGCAUCGAUACGGGGAAGCCGGCGAAGAAGGAGCGGAGGAAGGCCAAGGCCUCCGUGCUGCCCUCCUCCUCGGCCAGCGCCAGCCAGGCCCGGAUCGCGGAGUUCCUCAGCCGAGAGCGGAAGACGACCUCCUCUUCCUCCUCCCUCCUCCUCCCCGCCAAGGCGUGCACCAGCAGCCACGCCCUGCUCCGGGCCGGCCAGCGCGCGCGGACCCCCAAGCCCACCCCCUCCAGCCUCCCCGCCAAGAAGAACGGGAGCAAGCCGCCCCCGGCCGGCCGGCCGCCCGAGAGACGAGCCCACCCCCCCAGGGCCCGGCCGGAGGAGAGGGCGUCCGCGCUGAAGCCGGUGGAGCUGGUCCUCCCGCCCGUCAUGUUCCCGGGCUGCGGCCAAAGCCGGAGCCCGCUCCCUCUCUCGUUCUUCCGGUGGAAGGGAACCAGCGGCCACUCCCAGACCUCCCUCAGCCCGUCCUCCCUGAGCGUCAGCCGCCACAGGGAGGCGCUCCGGUCCGGGGUGGUCCUGCAUCCGCGGCCCUGGCUGUGACAGUGCGAAGGCUGGCGAUCAGGACCCGGGACGCUGGCUAUUCCAGAGACUCUUCCCUACUUUAUUUCACAGCUGCAUUAAAGUAUUCUGCACCGGAGAGCACGAUGGAUUCUUUCGUAUUUGCGGUCUACGAUUUUAGCAGUGUUGAACCUAAAAAGUUAGGUACAGCAGCAUCAGGCAUUGUCCUUCUGCUGAUCGAUGUGUGCACAUCUGGGUCUGGCUUAACAGACUGCAGUGGGUAUCCCAGAGAGCUUUUUACAUGUCACAGUAUACUGUAUUUCGUGUUUUAUUGAUUAAAAUGUAAUCGGUGUUAAUAGCA